CCUGCCCCUCACAUCAGCCAAGCAUGAACGCUGCUCCGACUCCUGCGCCCGGCGUAGGACCUUCAGCCAUAGGCGACGCUGAAGCUGGACCAUCCGCCUCACCAGUCUUAGACGCGGUCUCGUCGUCAUCCACUGCCAUUGCCUCUACCACCGGGACAGCCUCUGCCUACAAGAGCCGGCCGGCUCGGAGGCAGAUCACUCCUCAAAGAGCUGAACAGCUCAGACAAGAGGCAGACAAGUCAACCCAGACCGGCGUCUCGUAUAACAUCUGGUACAACAAGUGGUCUGGCGGAGACCGUGAGGCCCCGGUCCAGAAGAAGGCGCCGACUCGCUGUUCGAUCGCUCGAGAUGCCGGCUAUACCCGCGGAGACUUCCUAAAUGCUACCAUCAUCUGUCUUCCCUUUGCCAAGGGCCGUUGCUCGAACGGCACGGACUGCGCAUACCUGCAUCGCCUCCCGCCUUCAGCUAGUGAAGCUAGCAUGGCUCAAGCUCAUACUGCCACUAAUGACCAAGGGCGGGAUGUCUUUGGGCGGGAAAAGAUGGGAGACUACAAGGAUGACAUGGGCGGUAUCGGCUCUAUCCAGCGAGUCAACCGGACGCUGUAUGUGGGCAGGAUCCACGAGGAAGAGGACGAUCUGAGACGCAUCUCUAACGGGGGCGGCGCCAAUACGCCCGGCGGCCCCUCAUGGCGUGAUGGAGGUAGGACAGUGAAAGGCGGUAAGAGCGUUGGUCAAGCGAGAAGGGAAGGCGGUAUGGCCCACAAAGGGCCGUUCGUUAUGAGCAACACUGAGAAGGUCCUGAGGAGGCACUUCGGUGAAUGGGGUACCAUCGAGCGAGUCAAAGUCCUACAUCAUCGUGGAUGCGCAUUCGUGACCUAUCUGUCGGAAGCCUCUGCUCAAUUCGCAAAGGCGGCCAUGUCCAACCAGUCCCUCGACCACGAUGAGAUCCUCAAUAUCCGCUGGUCAACAGAGGAUCCCAAUCCUGGUGCCAUUCAAAGGGAAAAGAGAAGAAUGGAAAUUGAAGGCGGCAAGAGGGUGCUCGAAAACAUGACGCCUGAGGAGUGGGAGGUGCUGAAGGCGCGAGAGCAGCUAGAGGCAGGCGAAGACGGCAACAAGAGGAUGAGAAUCGAAGGCGCUGGCGGGACUACUGCUGAGGAGGAUGAGGAGAUGGCUCGCCUCAUUGCAGAGAAUCAGAGGAACUGGGAGGAGAUGGCGCGGCAAGAGGAGGCAGCGAAACAGCAGCAGCAAGUGUCGCAGUCACAAGCAGCAGCGUCAGAACAGCAAGUCGAUACAGCCGCCAAUGGCAAGACCGCGUCGAACGGGUCAGGCAAUGGCGCUGCCUUCUUCUCGACUGAAGCGAUUGGAGGGCUUGCCCACCUCCAAGCACUACGAAAGCAGCAAGGACAAGCAGCCUCUUCCCCUGCCAACAAGCAGCAGACAGCACCUGCUCCGGCUGGUAAGAGCAAGAGCGCUGGUUUGGGCGGCUUGGCUGCAUACGGCAGUGACGAUAGCGAUGAAGAGGAGUAGCAUUGAGCAUAGCAAUCUAAGAAGCCUUCGCUGUCUACAGCGCAGCAUCCGCAUGAGACCAGACGCUAACUGAGCGAGACGUGACUGUCUGUUAUAAGGUCUCAGGAGCCUCGGUGCAAGGCGACGACACUACUCUGCAGAAUGGAGAGCAAGGGAGAGAUGCAGAAAACCAUACGCAUAGAACCGACUUCAGUGACUCAUACUUUUGCCCCACCCUCUCAUUGACGUAUGCUGCCCGUUGACGGAGGUGUACACUCACCUGCAUGGUAGCCUUCAGCUUUGCCCAUCGAUUCCUAACAUCCUGCGCCUCGCGCAACUCCAGUCCCUGCGUCUCCCUCUUCUCAUUAAUCUUCACCAAGAUAUGUCC
Messenger RNA from Microstroma glucosiphilum, 1893 nucleotides. RefSeq lists its product as hypothetical. The coding region runs from base 24 to 1526 and encodes 500 amino acids. Gene Ontology annotation, molecular function: U6 snRNA binding; pre-mRNA binding; metal ion binding. Gene Ontology annotation, cellular component: U2-type catalytic step 1 spliceosome; Prp19 complex; U2-type catalytic step 2 spliceosome. NCBI's taxonomy places the organism in Eukaryota, Fungi, Basidiomycota, Exobasidiomycetes, Microstromatales, Microstromataceae. The record is from RefSeq and is a predicted model, not a curated record. The transcript has 3 exons.